CACACACACACACACACAUUGGAAAUACACCAGGGGAAAGGGCAAAACUGCCCCUAAGAAAUAUAAUGUUGCCCUGAUGUCACCAGGAGAGGCAACACAUCCCCAGAAUUUCCUCUAAUAAUUAUGAUAAUUUAUUAACGUUUUAUUUCUGUUCUUUGUUGUGUGUCUUAUCUGUGUUGCCUGUACCAAGGUACACAAAAAGUAAUAAUAAUUUUGAAUUAUAAUACAACUAAGAAAUAAGUUAGAAUUGUUCAUAGUUGUUUCAAAAAAUGUAUAAAAAGAAAUAGACAUAAAGAAAUAAGAAUAAAAUGGAAUACUUUAGUGUGUGUGUGUGUGUGUAUAGGGAUGGGUAUCGUUUUUUCUUUCUUUCCGAUACCGGUGCUAAACCGGUACUUUUAAAACGAUCCCGGUGCCUAAACGGUGCCUGAACCGAUACUUUUUUUUAAAACGCACAAUGAGGACAUUAAAAACCUCUUUGGCCAUAUUCCCUGUAGAAGCCGUUAUCAUGGAGCACGACAACAACGGAUAUCAGACUGUUAACAGACACAAUGUUCUCCAUUAUAUGUGAUAUGUAUCGUCAUGUGCAGACCUUAUAGGGUUAACCCUGUCACUGUGUUGAUGGGCAAAGAGAACAACCAAUCAGAGGGACUGAAGAUGACACGUGACAAAUACAGUUUUGCUUCUGACAGCGAGAGUUACACUGAAACAAAGUGACGCCCCACGGUCUUUAUUCCUCCGUCAUUAUAUUCCCGGUAACACCGGGUAUACAGCCGGGACCGCUGGACAUCAACACAUCUGCUAGCAGACUGUCACGCUCGUAGCUCGUAGCUAGCGCUAGCUACGAGCUAGCUUAAACAUGGUUAUAAUGGCUAAUUUAUUAUUUCUUGGGCUACUUUUAUGAAUGCAAGACUUGCAAUCAACGUUUCGGUACUAAUCUGAGUUCCGGCUGCUCGUCAUCAUCGGUCUCCCCGUGUUCAGGGGACCGGUGACGUCUCCCCGUCGGCCCAGCCUGACGCUGCUGUGCUCCACACGGCUCACAGUCACACAGGCCACGCCUCCUCUCAGAGUUACAUAUGAGAGGCUCGUAACCUGCUGACAGGGCGGAGUCACCACAGAAGUUCACAACAAUAGUUUUUUUCAAUUUCAAUUGGCUCAGGCACCGGAAAGAAGCACCGGAAUGUGCGUUGCGUUUCGGUCCGGGUAAUACCGGUUGUAUUGGAACCGGUACAACAUUGGCACCGGUUCCCGGUACCCAACACUAUGUACCAGACGAUCCUCCUCUGAGGUAGAAGGGUUGUUGUUGCCUUUUUGAGAGUGUGUCGCAUGAUGGGUAAAUAAAACAUCAUAUUCAUCCCUGUGUUUUGAGUAGUUAUGAUCACCUGAGACUCAUCCAGUCAUUCCCCUCUCCUCAGUGUUUCCUCUGAUGCUACGGCAGCCCAGAGCGGACACACUCGUCUACACCUGACACACAAGAGGCGUUCUGCAUUUUCAUAAUCAACGGGCAGAAGCACCAGAGGCGUUCCUCUUCUGGUGGAACGGAUGGCGUAGCCUCGAGUCUGUUUACCUGAGUUUCCGGCGCCGAGGUGGGCGAGCGAUGGCGCCCCCGACCGCGAGUCCCCCCGCCGCGCCCCCGCCGGACGGCGGCUGGGGCUGGGCCGUGGUGCUGGCCUCCUUCAUCUCCAUCGGCUUCUCGUACGCCUUCCCCAAGGCCAUCACCGUCUUCUUCAAGGACAUCCAGAUCAUCUUCGGGGCGUCCUACAGCCAGGUGGCGUGGCUCUCCUCCAUCAUGCUGGCCGUCAUGUACGCUGCGGGGCCCAUCAGCAGCAUCCUGGUCAACACGUACGGCUGCCGGCCCGUCGUCAUGAUGGGCGGCUGCCUGUCGGCCACCGGCAUGAUCCUCGCCUCCUUCUCCAACACCGUGGUGCAGCUCUACGUCUGCAUCGGAGUUAUCGGCGGACUUGGACUGGCCUUCAACCUGCAGCCAGCGCUGACGAUGAUCGGCCGAUACUUCUGCAAGAAGCGCCCCAUUGCUAACGGCCUGGCGAUGGCCGGCAGUCCGGUGUUCCUCAGCACCCUGGCGCCGCUCAACCAGUACCUCUUCAACCAGUUUGGCUGGAGAGGCAGCUUCCUCAUCCUGGGAGGCCUGCUAUUGAACUGCUGUGUGGCCGGGUCCCUCAUGAGGCCCCUCAUGAGGCCCCUGAGACCGCCGCCGGGCAAGAAGGAUGAGGAGGUGGCCGUCAUUGCCACCACGACCAAAGAGAAGCAGACGGCCUGGCAAACGUUCAACAAGUACCUGGACCUGUCGCUCUUCAAGCAUCGCGGCUUCCUCAUUUACCUGUCGGGCAACGUCAUCAUGUUCCUGGGCUUCUUUGCACCCAUCGUCUUCCUCACGGCCUUCGCUAAGGACAUGGGCGUGGACGAGUACUCGGCUGCCUUCCUGCUCUCCAUUCUGGCUUUUGUUGACAUGGUUGCGAGGCCCUCCAUGGGGCUCUUGGCCAACUCGCGCUGGGUCCGGCCCAGGAUCCAGUACUUCUUCAGCUUUGCCGUGCUGUACAAUGGAGUGUGCCACAUGCUUUGCCCCCUGGUGGAAAACUACACCGGUCUGGUGGUGUACGCCAUGUUCUUCGGCUUUGCGUUUGGCAUGGUCAGCUCGGUGCUGUUUGAAACGCUGAUGGACAUUGUUGGGCCUCAGAGGUUCUCCAGCGCUGUGGGACUCACCACCAUCGUAGAGUGCUGCCCGGUCCUCCUCGGUCCACCUCUUGCAGGGAAACUGGUCGAUAUCACAAAAAACUACAAGUCCAUGUAUUUUUGCUGUGGGGCCAUCGUGAUUUUGGCCAGUAUUUGGCUCUUCAUCGGGAACUUCAUCAACUACAGACUCUUGGAGCGUGAGCGCAAGUGUGCCGAGCUGUACAAACGGACUGGAACAGAAGAUCCCGACGGUGUCGUGGAUCCGAAGGAGGCUGACGGGGAAGCCGAGGCGUCGGAGGAGCUGGUCGGCAAAAGUGAGAACGUCGACGAAGCCACGCAGCGGGAAACCAACAUCUAGAUCCCUCUGCUCCGCCGACCGCUCCCCCUCCCCCCCCGAGACAACCCCGCAACACCAUCACGAUCAAACCGAGCUGCAAGCCAAGAGGGGCCUCUCGGUGUUCCACAAGGCUCUAUUCGGGGUCCCCUGCCCUUCUGUGGAAACUUAACUGCCAAAGCAAACACUGGAGGACGAUCUGUUUGUCAAAGAGCAAAAGUAUAAGAUAUUGCAUGCAUAUGAGGAGACAAAAAGUCUCUUCAGAAGAAGAAACUGAAAGGGAAACCGCGUAGCACUAACUGUAUUGUGUUUUAUUGCCACGUUCACCUCAUAGCGGAUUUACUGUGACUACAAGACUGCAAUGGGGUGUGGGGGGAGGGGGGGGGUACAUUCACAUCAGACAAAUAGUCUCCGUAACAAUCAGGCUGUUGGUUUUUUAGUUUAUGUAGAAACUAAACAAAAUGGUGCCAACUGAGAGCUAGCAUAGCAGCAGAUCCACAGAUGCUGCAGAUCAUUAGUUGCAGAUGCAGAGCAUCAAAAAUGUGUUAAAUUCACAGAAAGAAAAAUCAACAGUGCUAAAAGAAGAAUACUAAAAAAGAGUUUUAUAUAUAUUCCAGUUGUUUAUUAGUUUGUUUCCGUACGUCUCGACAAGUUCAAUAUUCCAUGCGGUAGCAACAAACAUUCCUUUCUUUCUGCUGCGUCUCCCGAUGUGAUUUGAUAUGAUCGGCGUGUCGCCGCGGUUCCAACCGCACCAGCAGACUGAAUAGUCUUUCUAUAACACACCAAAUGUUGGGUAAUCAAGGAACGGUUAAAUGAACAAGAGGAAGCAGGGAACUGAUCCUGAAGGUUAGAAGGACUUCGCUCAACGGCUCGGAAGCGGCAGCAGGUUUCUGUUCUCGCUGAAGUUCUCACUGAUCUGAGCUUUCAAACCACGGGUAAUGGGGUCCGUGAGCAUUUAGUGACAAAUUGUGGACAGUUGUAUAGGAUCUGAAUGUCCGGUCGUCUUUCACAUCAAAGUUGCUGCACCUGCCAAUGGGAAUCAAACGUCACGAUUUCCGGCGAACGUUCGCAAAAUCACACCUGCCUGCAUGGUUAUCAGGUGUUGACCCUCCAAAGUUAUAUUUCCCCUCGGUCGGUCGGCUCCGUGACGUGAAAGACCCCCGCGGACUUGUCGACGGCGUUGCCCGCAGUGUGACUGCGGCGUUGGCGAUCCCAGUGCGCCCGGACAUGGCGGAUCCAUCUGGUGAUGUGUGUCAAGCGAGAACUCAAUACGUCCGAAUUGCACUGUGUUUUAAAAUGGCAUUUGGGUGCCAUAAAAUUCCAUACUUCUAAAAAUACCGAACAGAUGUGAUCACAGCUGGCACCGCUGCCCGCCGCCGCACCGCGACGUGGCGUCGUAAAACCUGCGCAAAUGUCCAACUUUAAUGCUUUCGAUCAAGUCAUUAAAUGCUUCCUGUGCGUCGCCGAGCGUCCCGGUCAGACCCGACGACGGCGUGCCGAGGAGAAACGGCCCCAAACCGCAUUUUAGAAAAAAACGCUGCAAUUAAAUGAGUUUAAUUAUGGUUGAAUGUAAUUUCCUCUGUGGGCCUUAACAAGGUAUUAAUGACCAAAAACCAUCUGCGCAAUAGUGGCAUUUCUACACACACACACACACAGAGCCCAUGAGCAAUAUCAUUUCUCGUAUUUGAAUGCCGAUGUGCAGGGAAACGUGUUUCUUGCACUGCUUUACAUGUGAUGUGGAGGGGAGUUGUUCCGUGAAUAGUAUUCUACGCAGCUGAUACAGCUUCGUGUUCAGUGGGACCCACGUAUUCUCUAAAAGUAGAAAGUUUGUCUCCCAACAUGUCCGUCCGUCUAAAUGUUGAAGCUACGAGGUUUCCGUAAUGUCCUGUAACUAAUUCACUAACGGCAGUACUUAAUGCGUUUCAUUACUACUGAUGCUACGAACCACCCGAUGCCAGUGAAGCUGUGUUUUUAAUCGUUUCGUGAACAAGUGAAGAUUUCACGAACAACCAUUGAACUGUAUCUGUGACCGUCAGCGUUGUGCAAUACUCUGUCCAUUCCAGGUGUUUCGUAGAGGUCGCCCCGUUGACCUCAUGGUCCCCGCUGACCCAUAACAGAGCCAACACACUUAAAUAACAAAGGUCAUUUAUAGAAACGUCAUCAUGAACAUCAAAAAUAGAACAAUGCAAUUGUCCCUUUACCGAGGUUUGAAUAUAUGAAAGUGAAUUGUGAAUAAUGGAACUCGACGUCCAGCUGUGGCAGCGGCUCUCUGUGGCAACCGAGCGCUUUGUCACUGUGAAAACCCCUCUGGUUUAUUAUGGUUUAUGCUCGUUAUUGCUGGUGUAUACUGGUUAAUAAUGGUUAAUUUAAUGCUGGUUUAUGCUGGUUAAUGCUGGUUUAUGCUAGUUUAUACUGGUUAAUUUAAUGCUUGUUUAUGCUGGUUAAUGCUAGUUAAUGCUGCUUUAUGUUAGUUAAUGCUAGUUAAUUUAAUGCUGGUUAAUUUAAUGCUGGUUUAUGCUAAUUUAUGCUGGAAAUGCUAGCUAAUGCUGGUAAAUGCUAGUUAAUGCUAGUUAAUUCUGAUGUAUGUUGGUUAAUGCGAGUUAAUGCUGGUUGAUGCUGGUUAAUGCUGGUUAAUAAUAGUUAAUGCUAGUAAGUGCUAGUUUAUGCUGAUAAAGCUAGUUAAUGCUGGUUAAUGCUGGUUACUACUAGUUAAUGCUAGUUUAUGCUGAUAAAGCUAGUUAAUGCUGGUUAAUGCUAUUUAAUGCUGGUUAAUACUAGUUAAUGCUAGUUUAUGCUGAUAAAGCUAGUUAAUGCUGGUUAAUGCUGGUUACUACUAGUUAAUGCUAGUUUAUGCUGAUAAAGCUAGUUAAUGCUGGUUAAUGCUAGUUAAUGCUGGUUAAUGCUGGUUAAUACUAGUUAAUGCUAGUUUAUGCUGAUAAAGCUAGUUAAUGCUGGUUAAUGCUAAUUAAUGCUGGUUAAUGCUGGUUAAUGCUAGUUAUUAUUAGUACAUGCUAGUUAAUGCUGGUUAAUGCUGGUUAAUACUAGUUAAUGCUAGUUUAUGCUGAUAAAGCUAGUUAAUGCUGGUUAAUGCUAGUUCAUGUUUGGGUUUGGCUGGAUGCGUUCUGAGGGUGGAACGUUGUCCAGAUUAUUUUUCAGGACGUUUAUUAAAAUAAAAGAUUCUUUCUGAGGGAUUUGCACUCUUUCCGUCUGGAGAUGAGCUCGUCUUGAUUUCUACUGUGUCCGCUACUCUGAUUCAUUCUCCCACAAUGCACCAGCGUCUCAUGCCGAUAUCAGCCUGUCUGUCCCUUCCUUCGAGCUCAACGACCAACAUGGGAACCUCGUGAGUGUUAACUCCUCCCUCGGUGGAUGCGCCCGUCCCUUGGCCGAGCUUUGGGGACUCGUUGCUCUGGAGGGAGACGCACUGCUGAACAAUCACUUCCUACCAACACCGCCCCCUGCUGGCGGCGAGCUUCCCUUUCCCACUCGUGUUUUAUGACGCCUGAACAAGGUUUCAGCUUCAUGGAGCGUCAGGAGUCGAUGUGAUUAUAGUUGAUUGGUGUUUAUCUGCUCAGUAUUCAAACAGAACAACACAACCUUGUCAUGGUUUGAUGAAACUAAGGAGAAUACCAUCCAGUUCCCAGAUCACUCCCCCCUUAAGUAGACCUCAUUUUAAUCUCUGUAAUAUGCGGUUCCCAUGACGACGACACGAUGCGAAGGAAUCAACAAACACCAGUUGUGUACAACGUUGAUGUUUUAUGUGAAGUACUUGAGGCUGUAAUCCCGUGAGGUACAUGAAACAUGUGAGAGGGGCUCAUGUUUGAUUUGAGGAGCACUGACAACCUGAAGCCGAUGGUGUUCCCUUCACUGGACGUCUGUUCCAACUCAAGCAAGAUGCGCUCAUUUAAUCCAAAUGGAGAUGAUUGAUUUGUUCGACACGCACCGAGAGCCUUAUGAAUUAUUAUAGCAUAGCAGCUUGUAUUUGUUACGUGUGGAAACAAGAGGUUUAUUUAGAAUACGACAUACUUUCAAGCCUGUUGGGUUAUUUUCGUACACAGAGGACAUAUUUAAAUGUUCACUUUAAGAAAAGCUGUUUGAUGAAGUAUAUAUAGUUCUGUUGUCUCCUGAUGUGAGGGAGCGAUGUGCACAUCGUGUCACGGCUUCACGGCCUCCUGUCGGGUCGCACAGCGAUCAUCUGAGCCUCAUUGGAAAAGGGGCGGAGUCGAGGAGCAGGAGCGUUUUAUUAUAUUAUGGGCUCCGGAUUUCUGGAUCGUUACGAAACCGGAUAUUUCUUUUUUUAUUUCGGAUUUUGAAAUCAGGAAUUUCCACAUUCAAAACUCCACUUGGAAAACAUCAGAUUGUUUCUUCUUCUUCUUAAGCUGAUCUCUGCCGCUGAGCCGGUGGGACCAGAGCGAAUUAUAAGAAUGUUUCACCGGUCACUCAAUGAAAAUAAAGAAUAUAUAUGUCCAAAUAAG
Molecule: messenger RNA, 7494 nt
Organism: Pseudoliparis swirei
Lineage: Eukaryota; Metazoa; Chordata; Actinopteri; Perciformes; Liparidae
Product: monocarboxylate transporter 2-like
Exons: 5
Coding region: 1595-3046 (483 amino acids)
Biological process (GO): monocarboxylic acid transport; transmembrane transport
Cellular component (GO): membrane
Molecular function (GO): monocarboxylic acid transmembrane transporter activity
Source: RefSeq, a predicted model, not a curated record